Molecule: messenger RNA, 4541 nt
Organism: Balaenoptera acutorostrata (minke whale)
Lineage: Eukaryota; Metazoa; Chordata; Mammalia; Artiodactyla; Balaenopteridae
Gene: SPRED3
Product: sprouty related EVH1 domain containing 3
Exons: 6
Coding region: 452-1687 (411 amino acids)
Biological process (GO): negative regulation of MAPK cascade; multicellular organism development
Cellular component (GO): membrane
Molecular function (GO): protein kinase binding
Source: RefSeq, a predicted model, not a curated record
CCUUUUCUAACCUAGCCAGGCACCCAGCCCCUCCCAUUUAGAACCCAAAACGUAGACCCUCGCCUCUUUAGAACCUUGAGACCAGGCUCCGUCCCGGACCCCGUCCCCAUAUCCUCAGGGACCAAUGGCGCGGAUGGGUGGGAAAGUAGGGGAUCCUCUCUGGAUCCUGAGAAAAUGCGGGCUGGGGGGCUGUUCGCUGGAGCCAGUGCCGGGCUCUAGGACCCAGCGGGCAAGUGCGCCUGCCUCGCGCUUACCCCUCCCCCAAGCCGCCCCCUCCCCCCCACCCAUCUUUCAGGUUCCCCCUCCCUCCCCCCUCGCCCCGGCUCCCGGUGCCCGUCUCUAGCGCCGCCGGAGCCAGCGAGGGAGCCGGAGCGAACAGGAGGAGGAGGAGGAGGAGGAGGAGGAGGCCACGUCGCCACCGCUCGGAGCCCGGCCGGAGCCUCGCAGGUACAUGGUUCGGGUCCGAGCCGUGGUGAUGGCCCGAGAUGACUCCAGUGGGGGCUGGCUGCCUGUGGGGGGCGGGGGCCUCAGCCAGGUGAGCGUAUGUCGGGUCCGAGGGGCCAGGCCCGAGGGGGGGGCCCGCCAGGGGCACUACGUCAUCCACGGGGAGCGCCUCCGGGACCAGAAAACUACCUUGGAGUGUACCCUGCGGCCAGGCUUGGUUUACAACAAGGUGAACCCCAUCUUCCAUCACUGGAGCCUGGGUGACUGCAAGUUUGGGCUGACGUUUCAGAGUCCGGCAGAGGCUGAUGAGUUCCAGAAGAGCCUGCUGGCAGCGCUGGCUGCACUGGGUCGAGGCUCGCUCACCCCCUCCUCCUCCUCCUCCUCUUCCUCCUCCCCUUCCCAGGAUACCGCAGACACUCCCUGCCCUCUGACGUCCCACGUGGACAGCGACUCCUCCUCCAGUCACAGCCACCAGGAGACGCCUCCCACCGCAGCGGCGGCCCCCAUCGUCACCGUGGAGUCAGCUUCUGGCUUCGGGCCGGCCACGCCCCCCCAGCGCCGCCGCUCGUCAGCUCAGAGCUACCCUCCGCUCCUACCGUUCACGGGGAUUCCGGAGCCUUCAGAGCCCCUGGCCGGGACAGGGGGGCUGGGCUGGGGCGGCCGUGGCUAUGAGGAUUACCGGCGAGCUGGGCCACCCGCACCCCUCGCCCUAUCCACCUGCGUCGUGCGCUUCGCCAAGACCGGCGCGUUGAGGGGCGCAGCCCUGGGGCCCUCGACAGCCCUGCCCGCCCCUCUCACCGAGGCUGCGCCUCCAGCGCCCCCGGCUCGCCCACCCCCGGGCCCCGGCCCGGCCCCUGCGCCUGCCAAGGCCUCCCCGGAGGCGGAGGAGGCGGCGCGCUGCGUGCACUGCCGCGCGCUCUUCCGCCGUCGCGCCGACGGGCGUGGCGGCCGCUGCGCCGAGGCCCCCGACCCGGGUCGCCGGCUGGUGCGCCGUCUCAGCUGCCUGUGGUGCGCCGAGAGCUUGCUCUACCACUGCCUGUCGGAUGCCGAGGGCGACUUCUCGGACCCGUGCGCCUGCGAGCCGGGCCACCCGCGCCCCGCCGCGCGCUGGGCCGCGCUGGCUGCGCUCUCCCUCGCCGUGCCCUGCCUCUGCUGCUACGCGCCCCUGCGCGCAUGCCACUGGGUCGCAGCGCGAUGCGGCUGCGCAGGCUGCGGGGGUCGCCACGAGGAGGCGGCGCGGUGAGGACGGCCUGGUGGGUCCGGUAGCCGGACCGAGGACCCAAAAUUGAGGGUCCAGGACCCCGGACUCCGUUCGGACCCCAAACCCAAACCUAGGCACACCCGGAACUUGGAGCUUGAGUUUGGAUUGAGAGACCCCAGACCUGGAACCCGGACCCCAAAUGUAGGACUGAGAGACCCCAGAACCAGCUUCAUUGGGAUGUCUGUCCAAGAGGUCCUAGGCAUCCUGAGUUCUGGCGUCCCCAUUCUCCAUCCCCACUCUGCCCCGCUCUGGCCUAGACUGAGGAGAUUCCAGGGAUGCCCAGACUGUUCACCUCAGGCAGGCAGGGGAGCACACGGAUCCCUGAGAAUCGGGCUCUGAAUCCUGACUCCCUGUUCAAAUUACCAGUCUAGACUCAGUCAUGCCUGGCACCAUGAACCCUCAAAUUACAGCCCCAGAAUUAGGAGUUGCCGGUACCUGACCCUGCCUGUAUACAAUUACUCCUAGAUCUUGAGGCCCUAAGACCCAGAAUCACCCCCAGAUCGUUCCUGAAUGCUCAUCUAAAACUCGGAGCACCUGUAUCUGAGAUGUUCUUGUGACUCCAGGACUUCUUAGAUACCGAAUCCUCUUAAGAUACUCUGAGUCCUUGGAUGUGCUCAAACGGAUGUUCUCUGACCCAAAUGACUUGGGAGACCCAUCUAAGAGCCCCCUUCCCCACACGCACACUGCCCAAGAUCCAGAAUUAAGACUCCAAGAUUCUCUGUGAGCCAGGGAUCAAAGAAGUCUGUAGACCACCAACACCAAGCCUGUGUUCCCAGGAGCUUUCGACUUCAUAUAUAGGACUCUGAGGUGCCUAGUCCCGCAGAUGUAAGACUGGAGGCAACCAACACCUCAGGGCCCAAGACAUUGGUCCCAGCCCCUCAGAUAGCCCUCUUCCUAUCCUCCUUGGACUUGCAUUUCAAGCCCCAGAAUGUCCUGGAAUCUUUGGCUUCUUCGUACCCACAGAUUCCCCAAUCCACUAAAGGCUGGGAGCCCAGCUCCCACAAGAUGGGAUGUUCAUGGCAACUCAGACCUCUGACCCCUUGCCCCUGAGUGACCCCAAGGUACUUUAGGAGCACUAGAUCCAAGACCCCAAGGUGCCAUUGACCCCCAAAUUCAGGACUCAAGCCUACACAAUAUUGGGAUUGUCCCUGACCCAAGACCUUGGUCCCUCCAUACCAGAGACAGACCUGAGGCUCCCCAGGACCCUAGCACCUUCAGAUCCCAGAUUUCUUUGGACUCAAACCUCUCUAGCCUGAUAUUUCCCAGGCCCAGCUUGUGCAUCCCCUGAGACCUGCUGCCGGUUGAAUCCUGCCAUCCAUACGCCCCUGAAACCCCAAGUUCCCAGACACUGGAAUUCUAGUCCCAAGGGCUCCAGCCCAUGCUCUAGUAUCCCACAGAACUACCCCUUUACCCUAAGGGGAAAAAAACAUUUUGAGCUAAUGUUCCUGGAUUCCAGGACCACCCAAGAACACCCCUGCUCCCAUCUCUAGGACCCAGCAUUGCUGUAGAUGAUUGUGCAGGCUGUUCAUGAAGCAAAGGCACACAGCCAAGAUGGUGAGUGAGGCUGGCCAUGCUGUGCCCUCAGAGGAAGGUGUGCAUUGCACGAAGGCAACUAGAUAUGGCUCUACUGGCACAAAGGCCACACACACACACACACACACACACACACACACCAGCCUUGCAGACUCUCUUCCAAGCCCAACUUUGAGUCCUAGCCCUAGUCCAAGCCUUUUAUGACCUGCCCCUCUGUUAACUCCUUCUCUUCCAUUUCAGAGUUGGGGGUUGUUUCAGAAAGUUUGAAAGCCUGGUUCAUGGCCCAUUGAGAGUCCUCUUCUGGGGAAGGGGGAUUCCAAGGUCUCUUUCCCCUGAGUGGAAUGGGACUUCUAGUGUACCACAGAUCUGAUGGCCUCCUGCAUGGGGGGGGGGGGGCGGGGAAUCACGGUCUUGGAGCAACACAAUCUCAUUGUUGUAUGGGCUUGGGACCUGCAUCUGGUCCCGAGCACCUUGAAAUGUGCACUUACCUCUCCUCAUUACCCAGACUUGGAUAGCCUUGUGGGGGUUCAAGGGAUAGGUCAAGGGGGCCAGAGGGAUGGAUCCUCCUGUCACUUCCUUUAAAUUAUUAACUAUUUAUUACAUCCGGAACCUGUGAGAUUCAGCUCUCUCAAGCAGACCCUGGGAUGGGUGAGAGAAAAGGGGGGUGUUCCUCCCAUCCCCACUCUGCCCAGCUCUCAUCACUGUCAGACCCACCAGAGCUGAGGGCGGAGGGACUGGGGGCUGGGGCAGCCUGGGUCCCCAUCCCCCUCUCUGUGCCUCGGUCUCCUCCCUUCCGUGGUGGGCGGGGGGAAGCUCCAUUCUUAACCUACCUCGUUUUGGGGAGGGGUGGGACGGGGGACCAGAGUGCUGUAAGGUGCUGCGGGAUCUGCGGAUGAAGUGGGGGGCUGGGGGACGGUUCCCUGGCUCCCACCUCCCAGCACCGCCUCUCCCAGGUCUCCCAGUCCUGCUCCCUGCUGAUACCCACCUCUGAUCCAUGAUUACUCUUCAUCACCCCUAAAUCAGGGGUGCAUGGAGGGGUGACCCUGGGAGCCAGGAAGACCUCAGACCCUGGAGCCCCCAGGCCCAAUUUCCCAGCUGCUUGCCUCUCAGAUUGGAUGCUUGGCCCCCAUACUUGGGGGAAGCACCCCGACAUUUAUCUUCCUGAUCUUGAUUCUAAGCCAGUCUGUGACCUCAAUGUUGUUAUCAGGGCAGGCUGAAGUAGUGGGGGAUGAUGCGGGCCGAAGACCCAGCCUUGUCAUCGGGGGAGGGGCAUGAGAUAUCGGCUCCAAGAAAUGUCUGUGAC